Durusdinium trenchii is the source of this 561-nucleotide messenger RNA. NCBI's taxonomy places the organism in Eukaryota, Dinophyceae, Suessiales, Symbiodiniaceae. The record is from the annotation of a GenBank genome assembly.
AUGGCAGUUGCAACUGUCCUGAGUGGUUUUAGUGGCGUCGUUGUGGCAGCUGCUGCUGGGUGCAGUGGUUUUGCAGGCAGCUUGGGUGGCCGCGAAGUGGCAGCUGUUUGUUUGGAACAGCUCACUGCCCCGAGCCCUCGGAGUGCUCGAUGUAGAAGCCGCUCCUCCAAGAGCUCCAAGAGCUCAAAGAGACGGCGUUCAUCAACUUCAUCUACUCAGCUAUUCCCCCUUGAGCCUCAGCUUCUGGAGGCAUACUCUGUGCUGGGUGUGGACCCUUCCUGCUCCAACGCUGAGCUCAAGAGCGCGUACCGUCAAUCUGUAUUGCGUUAUGACACGGAUUCACAGAGCUUUCACGGUGUGCUAGCAGCAAUGGAGAAGAUCCGGUCAAUUCGACAGACCCCUUUGGAAUUGGAUCUUGUGCCCGACAUAUGGCUGGACUCACGGGGAACUUCCCGGAGAAGCGCAAGCAGCGCAAGCCAUGUGGGUGUCGAGUCAGACCGUUUCCUUGCCGGUUUCUUGGGCGGUGUUGCGGCCCAGCAAGCUGCAAGAAGUGUAAUGUAG